This is a messenger RNA of Penicillium lagena, 1635 nucleotides long. RefSeq names its product flavin monoamine oxidase family protein. The transcript has 2 exons. Gene Ontology annotation, molecular function: oxidoreductase activity. The coding region runs from base 1 to 1635 and encodes 544 amino acids. The record is from RefSeq and is a predicted model, not a curated record. NCBI's taxonomy places the organism in Eukaryota, Fungi, Ascomycota, Eurotiomycetes, Eurotiales, Aspergillaceae.
AUGUCGACCUGCCAACUCAAGAUGUCUCAGAGCUUUGCCUAUGCCUCCGUGAUAUCCUCCAGUCGGAGUAAACCAAGUAAUUGUGGCUCUGGCCUGGCUGAGAUGCUGCGCAACACCCUUCAAAGCAGCCCAACCGUCAUGCCAGCGCCAGAGCCACAGCCUCUGCAGGAGGAAAAGAAAAAGAAGCGCAUCAUCGUCAUCGGCGCCGGCAUCUCCGGCCUGCGUGCCGCCUCGACUUUGCAGCGCCACGGAGUCGAUGUUGUCGUUCUGGAAGCGCGAGACCGCAUCGGCGGUCGCAUCUGCACGACGCGCAACGGAGGCCAGACGACGUGGGACUUAGGUGCGGCGUGGAUGCAUGAAACGUCGCAGAAUCCGCUCGUCAAACUCAUUCGCGCCCUCGGGAUCGAAUAUUACUACGACGAUGGUACCCCGCUGUACUACACAGCGCAGGGUCGGGCCGGCGCCCAGUUCAAGGCCAAGAAAGUUGCCGACGAGUUCGCGGACUACGUCGACUGGUACUACAAAGCCCAUCCUGAUGCGGAAGACCGCAGCGUCGAUGAUUUCAUGCAGGAGUUUAUCAGUCGGCAUGAGUUGAUCACCCAAGAUGAGCGCCUGUGGGCGCCGCAGGCCGUCCGCGAGAUUGAACAGUGGAUCGCUACGGGUACGGCCGAAGCUUCGUGCAAAUAUCUCCAGUAUUUUAUCACUGAGCGCAACCUAUACAUGAAGGGCGGCUACGAUCGAAUCGUCGACUGGACCGCCGGGCCGCUACUGGAGAGCCCCCAUGCGCUGCAACUGAACCAUCGAGUAACCCGAGUGGCCUGGAGCGAUAACGCACAGGGACAGGAUGCUGUCCGCGUGGAGUGCGAGGAUGCUACAGGCUGCUGUAAGACGGUGACAGGUGACGCAGUGAUCGUGACCGUGCCGCUGGGAGCCCUCCAUCAUAAACUCCUCACAUUCGACCCGCCGUUGCCGGACGAUAUCCAGCAUGGCUUUUCUCAGCUCAGCUACGGCGCGCUGGGGAAGAUAUUCUUUGAAUUCAGUGAGGUAUUCUGGUCGAAAGACAACGACCAGAUCAUCUAUUAUCCGUCCCCGCCCGAGCUCAAUGAGGACGGCGCCGACUUCUUGGGCUCCUCACCCAGGUCGUCCAGCAGCCGCGAAACGCCAGAGGACAACAUCCUCAACUAUCCAACGGUGACUGUCAACUUGAUGCUAGUCGCCGACCGCAGGGAGCUCUGCGUGCAGAUCGCCGAGCCGUUGACCCAGCGGAUAGAAGCCAUGACCGACCCGAAGAAGCGGUACAAGUUCUUCGAGCCGCUGUUCAAGCUCAUCCGCACCGAGCCCUACAAAGCUCUCCCACGCCUCAUAAAGAUGGAAUGUACCCAGUGGACUCAAGACCCGCUGGCCGGCUUUGGUACUUAUUCCUGCGAGAAAGUCGGUGAUAAUCCACACCUCAUCAUUGCGGCACUCGAAAACCAUCGCCACAGCGUCCUGCAGUUUGCAGGCGAGCAUCUGACUCGCGUAGGCCAGGGUUGUGUCCACGGUGCAUUUGCCACCGGCGAAAAGGCGGCUAAGCGUCUGCUCGAGAAGUUCAAGGUUUCCUUCAAGGGCGACGAUAUAGUCAGCGUGCCUAGUUGA